CCCUCCUGUUUUGCUCCACAGCGCACCAACUUCUCCUCCCUCCUUAGGCCAUCAAAGUUCAGCAACCUCUCUAAGGAAGUGAUAAGGAGAAAAAGAAUGGCUUUUCUUGUGGUACUCUUGGUGGGAUUGCUCUGUUUGGGGUCGUCUGUUCGUGGAUAUGGCGAAGGCUGGAUCAAUGCGCAUGCGACCUUCUACGGCGGUGGCGACGCGUCCGGCACAAUGGGCGGGGCUUGUGGCUAUGGGAACUUGUACAGCCAGGGCUACGGCACGAACACGGCGGCCCUGAGCACCGCCCUGUUCAACAGCGGGCUGACCUGCGGGGCCUGCUUCGAGAUCAAGUGCGUCAACGACCAGAGGUGGUGCAACCAACGCUUGAUCGUGGUCACGGCCACCAACUUCUGCCCGCCGAACAGCGCACUCCCCAACAACGCCGGCGGCUGGUGCAACCCGCCUCUCCACCACUUCGAUCUCUCCCAGCCGGUGUUCCAGCAGAUUGCCCAGUACAGCUCUGGGAUUGUCCCCGUGGCUUAUAGGAGGGUGCCAUGUCAAAAGAAGGGAGGCAUCAGAUUCACCGUGAACGGUCGCUCCUACUUCAACCUGGUCCUGAUCACCAACGUUGGUGGUGCAGGGGACGUCCACUCUGUUUCGAUCAAGGGCUCGCAGACCGGCUGGCAACCCAUGUCCCGGAACUGGGGCCAGAACUGGCAGAGCAACUCGAACCUCGACGGACAGAGCCUCUCCUUCUCGGUCACCACCAGCGACGGCCGGACCGUGGUCUCCAACGAUGUGGCGCCCCCCAACUGGUCCUUCGGACAGACCUUCACUGGCCGGCAGUUCGCGUGAAUACGAGCACAAUGUCUAGUCCUCUGGGCUUUGGCUAGUAGAGCCUAGGGGCCAAUUAGGGCAAGAAUUGUGUAGCUAGCAGUGCAUAUUGGGUCAGCCAUGUCAAUUAAGACAUGAAGCAAAGGUUUAUUUUAGGAUGGCCUUUGUCUAUUCUGUUCUGGUCUACUUUAAGGAAAGAACAGAGCAGUGAAGAUGGCUGUGGUGGGGGGUGCUGAGCAAUGUCACCACCCUUCUUCAUGAGUCAACAGUCUUUUAUUAUCUGGUUGGGUUGUGUUUGUGUCUCAUCCAUUGGUGAAGUUACCAUGGAGGGAGCAUUGUAAUGGGCCUUUUGUUUUGCCCUUUCAAAUGUUUAGUCAUGGUCCAGUGAGGACUGAACUGUAAGAGGUAGCUCUUCUUGGUUCAUGGUUUGUCAGCUUGGAACAUAA
Rhodamnia argentea is the source of this 1268-nucleotide messenger RNA. Its product is annotated as expansin-A15-like. Gene Ontology annotation, biological process: plant-type cell wall organization. The transcript is spliced from 4 exons. The record is from RefSeq and is a predicted model, not a curated record. Lineage: Eukaryota; Viridiplantae; Streptophyta; Magnoliopsida; Myrtales; Myrtaceae. Gene Ontology annotation, cellular component: extracellular region. The coding region runs from base 97 to 843 and encodes 248 amino acids.